UGUACCAAAAUACUUCUCCCCCUUUCAUUCUUAUCUCGGUGAAGGUGCAAUGGGGCUAAAGAGAUUAUUUUCCUCAUGCUUCAACAACCAAGUAGAAAAAUCAUCAACCAGUUGCAACAAGCAAACGGAGGUUGCACUGAGAAUCGCAAACCAUUUAUUCUCAAAAGAGGAAUAUCAUGACAAGAAUCUUGUGUUUUCCCCCUUGUCGCUAUACAUGGUGCUUAGCAUCAUCGCUGCUGGUUCAAAAGGUGCCACACUCGACGAGCUUCUCACCUUCCUCCAAUCCGACUCGGUUGACCAUCUUAACUCCUUGGCCUCGCAGCUGGUCUCCGCCUUGCUAUCCGACGGUGCUGCUCCCUUGUAUUUCGUCAAUGGAGCAUGGGCUGAUCAAUCCCUUUCCCUUUCCUCUUCUUUCAAACAAGUUGUUACCACUGAUUAUAAAGCCAAUGUGGCUUUACGUGAUUUCAAUCAGUAUGCUGAAGUGGCCAAUGAAGUGAAUUCAUGGGUUGAAAAAAAGACAAACGGCCUUAUUAAACAGCUUCUUCCUGAUGAUUCAGUUGACAAAUACAGUAAGCUCAUCUUUGUAAAUGCCUUGUACUUCAAAGGAGUGUGGAAAAACAAGUUUGAUGUUUCAGAAACAAAGAAGCAUGAUUUCCACCUCCUUAAUAGAACCUCAGUCAAGGUUCCGUUCAUGGUUGGCAAAAACAAGGAGCAUUUUAUCAGCGCUUUUAAUGGGUUUAAAGUCAUUCAUCUUCCUUAUAAACAAGGUGAAAAUAAACAGUUCUCCAUGUACAUUUUUCUUCCAGAUAAAAAAAACGGUUUGUCAUCUUUAAUUAAAAAGAUAGUUUCAGAAUCUGGAUUCCUUGAACACAACCUCCCUUGGCAAAGAGUGGAAGUGCGUCUCUUAAUGAUUCCAAAAUUCAAGAUUUCUUUCGGUCUGGAAACUUCUAAGGUGUUGAAGGAGUUGGGAGUGAGUUUGCCUUUCUCUAACCAAGCAGAUUUGACAAAUAUGGUGGACUUUGAUGAGGAUGAUUUAUAUGUUGAAGCCAUAUUUCAUAAGGCUUCCGUCGAGGUAAAUGAAGAAGGAACUGAUGCUGCGGCGGCCACUGGCGCAAUUCUUGCGAAGGGUGGUUCUAUUCCAUCUAAAAUAACAGACUUUGUAGCCGACCACCCUUUCAUCUUCUUGAUUAGGCAAGAUUUUACUGAAACAAUCUUUUUUAUUGGGCAAGUGCUCAAUCCUCUUGCUGAUGAUGCUAGCAGCAACGUCAUAGAAUAUCAACACUACUAGCGAAUCAAUAUUUGAUUGAAUUUAGCAUAUUGUUAUUCCUUUUAUAUUUCCUUUUAUAAUAUUUGAUUGAAAUGAUACCUUUUCAAUUAUGUACUCAAUUAUGCCAUGAGGAAGAACCGUCGGACUCUCUUAAUAAUGCCAGUAUCAUCUCUCUACUUCACUGGGUUGUAGGUAGCUACAUAAAAAACACCUCUGUAACUUAAUGCAUGUUUGGUUUUACGAUUUGCACAAAAUAUCCAAUGUAAAUUUAAGUAAAAGCUAAGAUUUGUUGCUUCUAAUCGAAAGUGAUUCUCUAGAGCAAUUCAGCGUGGAACCAAAACACCAUUAUUAAACACGACUGCGAAGAGAAUUGAAGUCAAAACCCCAUUUGUUUACCUCGUCAAGUUCAAUCAAGCCUCUUUCCCUUAAAUCAUAGAGUCGAAAUGCAACUUGACAUAUCAGAUAUCAACAAGGUUUUGAUACAAACUUGGGAAGAACAUGCAGACAUACACACAUAGUCUCUUCAGAGGAACACUUACAUGCUGCUUUUUGUUCCUGAGGAGUUGCUGGAUGGAAGACGCUCAGAGCUCGAACAAACUCUCCAAAUUCUAUCAUUUUUGUAGCCAAAUAAAUGGAAAACGUAACCUGCAGAAAAAUUUAGACAACUAUAACACUUGAUAGUGUCAUUACAAAAGGAAUGAUCAAUACCAAAAAGUACAUGAGUAAUACUAUCAGCCUAAACUCUAGAGCUUGCUUAUUACCCCAUCUUCAACCAUGGAGCUGCUUAAUCUCUUGAACAGAUCAUACUACAAUGCUUCAAUUUCAGAAACAUUAACUGAAGGAACACAGUCAGAGAAAGAAAUCAUUAAAAUCUAAACAUAUAUAACAUUGCCCCAUCAAUGAAAUCACAAUAAUACAAACUCCAGGAUCUGAUAACAAUAGGUUUGAGCAGCAAGAACUGCUGGAUCUUCAUGCUUAAGUAGCUGUUUGGUGCAAGAACACCCCAUCAAAAUGUUAAUUUAUUAGACACUGGAGGAGAGCUUUUACAACUACACAUUACUUAUAUUGUGCAUAGAAAUCUAAGACUUGGUAUCUAGUUUUAGUUCUAGUUCUUAUGCGCACCAAAAAAAUCAUUCACUCUGCACAUGCAAAGAAAAUGAAUGCUAGUUGCUCUGAUCGGUAAGGGGUUUUGAGUUCUUUAAGCAGGAUUUCAGAUUUGACUACUCUUGUGAAAUAUAGGAAUACACUUUCAAACGUUGCACAUGAAGCUUAACUUUUAGUGAAGAAAUUGAUACUCAGAGAAUUCUUGUUACGUAUCUUUCCAUUUCAGCACCAACUUCCAAACAUAUUUUUCCAUUAUUUAUGCAGUUUUUUUAGCAUGUUUGGAUUAGUUUCUCUUUUAUCAGAAUCAGUUCUGACACCAAAAAACUACUCACAUAAGCUUCUCCUUAGAAUUGA
Lotus japonicus is the source of this 2725-nucleotide messenger RNA. RefSeq names its product serpin-ZX-like. Bases 50 to 1288 code for a protein of 412 amino acids. The record is from RefSeq and is a predicted model, not a curated record. Gene Ontology annotation, molecular function: serine-type endopeptidase inhibitor activity. The transcript is spliced from 2 exons. Lineage: Eukaryota; Viridiplantae; Streptophyta; Magnoliopsida; Fabales; Fabaceae.